AACCGACUAGCAGGGUGGCUAUAGAGCACAGGGCAGGAGGCAGGGUGGGGCAGAACUGCAGGAAUAUUCCGCAGUGCAACUCCUGCAGAAAGCCUUCGGAGAAUAACCCUAACCCGCCUCUGGCCCAUCAGGUCCGGGGCCCCAUGCGCUCCAGGAGUGACGCCCACCUCAGCGACUCAAACUUCUAGGGGCAGGGGACAGGGAGGGGCGCUCCGCGGGCCCCUCGGUGGGGACUUGAGACACCCACACUAGCAGGGUCUGCAGACUAGCAGCGGGAACCCAAUUCCGGUCUGCGUUGGUGCAACUCCGCAAUCCAGGGCUGUCCAGCGUCUUGGCAAGAAAAACUACACUCCCCACAACACUCUGCGCCUCCGACUCGCUGCGGAUGCUCGCGGCCAAUCCGGGGAGGGAGCUGCGGCGGGGGCCGAGGAGGGACAUUUUAAAAGGGCCGGGGUUGCGGGCGUCAGUGGCCAUGGCGGAUACAGCGACCACAGCAUCGGCGGCAGCGGCCAGUGCCGCCAGCGCCGCGACCGAUGCACCUCCUUUCCAGCUGGGCAAGCCCCGCUUCCAGCAGACAUCCUUCUAUGGCCGCUUCAGGCACUUCUUGGAUAUCAUCGACCCUCGAACGCUCUUUGUCACUGAGAUACAGCUGCCACAUAAGUCCCAACCUAAAUGCUACCUCCCUGGGUCUGUGCCCCUCAACGUCUCCCUUCUCUUCCCUGCAGAGACGUCUCCGAGAGGCCGUGCAGCUGCUGGAGGACUAUAAGCACGGGACCCUGCGCCCGGGGGUCACCAAUGAGCAGCUCUGGAGUGCACAGAAAAUCAAGCAGGCUAUUCUACACCCGGACACCAACGAGAAGAUCUUCAUGCCCUUUCGAAUGUCAGGUUACAUUCCUUUUGGGACGCCAAUUGUGGUCGGUCUUCUUUUGCCCAACCAGACACUGGCAUCCACUGUCUUCUGGCAGUGGCUGAACCAGAGCCACAACGCUUGUGUCAACUAUGCAAACCGCAACGCUACCAAGCCUUCACCUGCAUCCAAGUUCAUCCAGGGCUACCUGGGAGCUGUCAUCAGUGCCGUCUCCAUCGCUGUGGGCCUUAAUGUCUUGGUUCAGAAAGCCAACAAGUUCACCCCGGCCACCCGCCUUCUCGUCCAGAGAUUUGUGCCCUUCCCCGCUGUAGCCAGCGCCAACAUCUGCAACGUGGUCCUGAUGCGGUACGGGGAGCUGGAAGAAGGGAUCGAUGUAAUGGAUGGUGACGGCAACCUCGUGGGCUCCUCCAGGAUCGCAGCCAGACAUGCCCUGCUGGAGACGGCACUGACGCGAGUGGUCCUCCCCAUGCCCAUCCUGGUGCUCCCUCCAAUCGUCAUGUCCAUGCUAGAGAAGACGGCUCUCCUGCAAGCCCGCCCCCGGCUGCUUCUUCCUGUGCAAAGCCUCGUGUGCCUGGCAGCCUUCGGCCUGGCCCUGCCUCUGGCCAUCAGCCUCUUCCCACAGAUGUCAGAGAUCGAAACAUCCCAGUUAGAGCCUGAGAUUGCCCGGGCCACCAGCAGCCGGACAGUGGUGUACAACAAGGGGCUGUGAGUGGUGGCCGGCUGGCCGGGGGCGCAGCCUUGUCCAGCCUGGGGAGCUGGGGGCGGGGGGUCUCCAUCCGCAGUGGUAGGGAGACUAAUCUAUUCACCUGUUAACCUAAGGGAGAGGCAUUCUGACACAUUUCCUACAAAAAUAAUCAAGUGCAUUUCUGGGCCUUACGUGGGGUUUGCCGAAACUCUACUCAGCACAAUGAUGUGAGAAGCUGGAGAAGUGUAGAGUGCCCACAGGGUAGAAUUAGGGUCCUUUUCUACUUUAUUUUUAUUAUUUUUUAUUUUUUAUCAGAACCAAGCCUUGGUUGCAGCCGCUCAGAUGCUGCUAGCAGGCGGUCCGGUGGUGGGAGGAAGGGGAGGCCUGAGAGCCGGCUGGUGUGGUGGCAGGGCUGGUAGAUUGAAGAUAUUGUUGUGGCCAAGACCGAUGCCUCUCUGGGUGCCCAGGGGUCGGGAAGGGAGGGGGGGGGCGGUGGACACCUCACAGGACGAGCCAGCGAUGACUGAGGUCCUCAGGAGGUGGCCCAGGAAACCAAGGCGCACCGGAGGUCUCUGGAAGAUUCCAUGGGGAGCCACCUCUGCGUGUGGCCGGCCUUCAAGAUCCAGGCCGCACUGGCUGGCAUCACCCUUCAGGGAGCCCUGACAUAGGGGAGGCCCCUGAGGUGACCCCAGCUCCAGGCAGGAGGCUCCAAGAAGGACUGAUGGUGGGCAGGAGCCGGGGGCAUGCAGUCUGGCCUUUGCUGGGAGAUCUUCCUUUCCAGUACCAGGCUGGCAGCUGGCAGGGCCGAAUGUGGGCAUUAGGCUGGAGCCAGGCUGACUGCCACAGAACAGGAGGGCCCCAUGCCUGAGAGUACAAAGCCAGAGCUCGAGGCACCUAUCGGAGAGGAAGCAUCCACCCGGGAAUCAAAGCGGGCGUGGCGCUGGCUGGCUGCGUCACCUUGGACCAGCCCACGUCCUUCUCUGAGCCUCCACCCCCACGUCUGGAACCAGAAGGACUGGAUCAAGGGAUUCCCACCUGCGCGUCCAGCUAGAUCUCGUCUUGGCCUGUUCCGCUCAGAUGCUGGUCAUCCCGGGCGCAUCCCAAUACGAACACUGGACUGGGGAAGGGGCGGGUCCCUUUGGGCAUGGCCAGCAAGCGGCCUGAGCACCUGGACUCUGCUGUUCUGUAUGUGAUCCCCCCCCCCAAAAAAAAAUCCUGGGAGCGCUGGACCUUUGCCAAACACUUUGCAGUUGUGAAGGAGGAGGUGGUAUGGAUGCAUGGGCUGGAGCCACACCCCCAUGCCGCCUCUCAUCCUUCCCUCACCUCCGAGGCCCCUGGCUGCUGGCUGCUGGCUGCUGCCUCCCUCCCAGGGCGGGCCAGGAAAGGGGAGAGCUCUGCAGAGGAAGUCGGGGCUGGGAUGGGGUGAACAGGGGAACCUCUCAUCUGAAAAGCCCCAAAAAGAGGACGCCUGGGCCUCAAGGUACCUCUCACCUGAUCCCAGCUGGAAUGAGCCUUCCACUUGCAGCCUCGGGGCCUCCCUCCCCCGGUGCCUGACUCCAGGGGAGAGGCGUGGCUGGAGGUGGACAGGUACGUGCAGGGGAAGGCCGUGCGGGCAGCGGAGGCCUGGCCACAGGCUCUGCUCCCCUCGGGGCAGGGGGAGUUGUGGUGAGGUGGGUCUCCUACAGGCACUGGCAGCAGACACCCCACCAGAAGCCCCUGCUGCCUUCCCCUCCCAGCCGGGCCCUGGAGCCUCCCCGCUAGCUCUGCAGGGUGAGCCCUGAGGGCCCCCACUCUCUCAAGGAGCAGCCCGCCCGCUGCCCAUCAGCACGGGGAGAAGGCAGAGACAAGCAUCGAAGACAAAGCGGCAGAGGGAAGGGCUGCCACGGUGUCGGAGGGACAGGUAUUUUUCAGUUACUCCCGCCAUAAUGUGAACAUGCUAGCGCCUGGGGCCUGGGCAGGCCUGGGCCCUCUUUUGCAAAGCUCACUUCAGGCUCACACACCCCCCCUCCCCCCCACCUCUCCUUGGGUCUUAUUCUUGUGCACUUUACCUUGGGACCAAAACCGCUCACCCCAGCUCCACCCCCGCCCCCUCCAGAGGCCUAGCAGAGAUGGGAUCUCUCCAUCUCUCCUCUGGGCUGGCUGCCCCGGCCCAGCCCCGUGGCCUCUGCAUCGCAUAACCUGUUUACUUUGUCCCCCAGAUGAUUUCCGGGCAUGCUCCCAAACGCAGUUUCAGGUGACUUGGGGGGGAAGGAGGGCUCCUCCUGGUAGGAUGGUGGCGGCGAAGGAUCCUUAUAGCUCAGGGUGAUGGUGACAGAGUUCGGCUAGCCGGGCAGCUAGGCCCUGGUCUGGCUGCGGAAAACACUAAGAGGGGAGACUUUCCGUUAACAUCCAGCCCCUCUUGGCUGAGGCCAGAGGAAGGGAGGCCUCAUGGGAAGAUGGUUUCACGUCUGGGGAGGAGGCUGAGUCAGGGCAAGGCUGGCCCAGCAGAGCCAGAAUCCAGGCUGUACCUGCAGCUGAUUCUCUGUCUUCGGUGUAUCUGCCUGGCCCUCGUCUGGUCACUUCAAACUGCAGUUCAAGAGCCACAUGCAGCUCUUUGGCCCCAUGAGUGUGGCUCUUCCACAAAAUACCACGGCCUGGGCGAGUCUAUAUUGAAGAAGUCGCAUUAGAAGAAGUUUACAUUUAAAAAAUGUGGCUCUCAAAAGAAAUGUCAAACAUUGUCCUGUUGAUAUCUGGCUCAGUGGACUAAUGAGUUUGCCGACCACUGACUUUAAACAUUCCUGAAGGCUUGGGAUGCCCCUCUCCCGUUUCCAGAGAGCAGUCUGCAUGUGCAGGGACCAAAAGCUCAAGAAGUCAAGAUGGCUGCUGAGUCAGGAUGGCCAGCAUCCCAUUUCACGUCCUGAUUGGGGAGGAGGAGGGGGAGGGUUCUGUUUCCUGUCCUGGGCCUCUCCCCUGGUGGAAGGGUGGGGUUCUGGGAGGAAACAGGCCCGUGGACAGAAGCAAGGUGGUUUCCCAGGCCUGGGCCUCGGUCAUACCCAGGUUACUGUGCAGUGUCUUUUUAACCUUCUCAGAAACUUUCUCAACCUCUGUGAUUUAUGUAAUACUAAUGAACUGUGGGCAAUAAACGAUGGAUUUAAAGCA
Messenger RNA from Pipistrellus kuhlii (Kuhl's pipistrelle), 4691 nucleotides. It is a transcript of the gene SFXN5, whose product is annotated as sideroflexin 5. Gene Ontology annotation, biological process: citrate transport; mitochondrial transmembrane transport; monoatomic ion transport. The coding region runs from base 534 to 1577 and encodes 347 amino acids. Gene Ontology annotation, cellular component: mitochondrial inner membrane. Gene Ontology annotation, molecular function: monoatomic ion transmembrane transporter activity; citrate transmembrane transporter activity. The record is from RefSeq and is a predicted model, not a curated record. NCBI's taxonomy places the organism in Eukaryota, Metazoa, Chordata, Mammalia, Chiroptera, Vespertilionidae. The transcript is spliced from 15 exons.